CCCUGCCCCCAGAGUCCGCGCAGGGCGCAGCUUCCCGCCGCCGGAGCCGGCCGGCCUGCUGCGUGUGUGCGUGUGUGCGACGCUGCGUGCGUGCGUGCGUGCGUGCGUGCCGUCAGCUCGCCGGGCACCGCGGCCUCGCCCUCGCCCUCCGCCCCUGCGCCUUCACCGCGUAGGCCGCCCCCCCCCCCCGCGCGCGCGCACCUCGUCGACGACCCCCGCCCGCGCCCCGACCGGCCCCCCCUUUGUAAAAUUUAAAGGGGGCGCAGCAUUAACGCUUUCGGUUCAGGUGACCUCUCAGGGGUCCCCCCGCCAAAGGUGCCCCGCCGCCGAGGAACAUGGCGAAGGUGGAGCAGGUCCUGAGCCUCGAGCCGCAGCACGAGCUCAAAUUCCGAGGUCCCUUCACUGAUGUUGUCACCACCAACCUGAAACUUGGGAACCCGACAGACCGAAAUGUGUGUUUUAAAGUGAAGACAACAGCACCCCGCAGGUACUGUGUGCGGCCCAACAGUGGGACCAUCGAUGCAGGGGCCUCCAUUAAUGUGUCUGUGAUGUUACAGCCUUUCGAUUAUGAUCCCAAUGAGAAAAGUAAACACAAGUUUAUGGUUCAGUCUAUGUUUGCUCCAACUGACACUUCUGAUAUGGAAGCAGUAUGGAAGGAGGCAAAACCAGAAGACCUCAUGGAUUCAAAACUUAGAUGUGUGUUUGAAUUGCCAGCAGAAAAUGAUAAACCACAUGAUGUAGAAAUAAAUAAAAUUAUAUCCACACCUGCAUCAAAGACAGAAACACCAACUGUGUCUAAGUCUCUGAGUUCUUCUUUGGAUGACACUGAAGUUAAGAAGGUGAUGGAAGAGUGUAAGAGGCUUCAAGGUGAAGUUCAGAGGCUACGGGAAGAGAACAAGCAAUUCAAGGAAGAAGAUGGGCUUCGGAGGCGGAAGACAGUGCAGAGCAACAGCCCCAUCUCGGUGCUGGCCGCCGCUGGGAAGGAGGAGGGCCUCAGCACCCGCCUGCUUGCUCUGGUGGUUUUGUUCUUUAUCGUUGGUGUAAUUAUUGGGAAGAUUGCCUUGUAGAGGCAGCAUGAGAAGGAUGGUAAAUUGGAUUGAUGGAUCCACCAUAUCAUGGGAUUUAAAUUUAUCAUAACCAUGUGUAAAGAGAAAUUAAUGUAUGAUGACAUCUCACAGGUCUUGCCUUUAAAUUACCCCUCCCUGCACACACAUGCACAAACACAUACACAAAGAUAAUGUAACAAUCUUUUAGAAAGUUAAAAAUGUAUAGUAAAUGAUUGGGGGGAAAAGAAUAAUCUUUAUUAAUGAUGAGGGAAACCAUGAUUAAUGCCACAGUGGCAUGUUGUAAAUGUUAUUUUAAACAUGGGUAGGCCUUGGUACAUUUCGCUGGUUUACCUCUCUUAAACAAGACACUAUUCCUCGCCUGUUGGUGCUGGCCCGUGGGGAGCUGCAGCCCAGUGUGGAGGGGGUGUGGCCAGCUCCCCGCAGUAGUCUCCACCGCCACCCACACCCGCCCCAGGCUGCUGUUCCAUGUCUUCAGUGCUGUCCAAGCCAUCAGCUCCUUGAGACUGAGGAACAGAGUCAGAAGAUGAAAAGAAUUGCACUGUGGCAGCAUCAGACGUGCUUGUUGUGAACAAAAGGGAUGUGUUGACUGAUUGACCCACACUUUGGAAAUAAAUGUCAAUGCUUUGUUCUCGUAAAGGGACCAAGCUAAAUUCCUAUUGGUUCAUGUAGUAAAGUUGAACAUUGUUAUUCAGAGAUGUUUAAUGCAUAUUUAACUUAUUUGAUGUAUUUCAUCUCGUGUUUUCUUAAUGUCACAAGAUUACAGUUAAUGCUGCUUCUACCUAAUGGCAGCAGGUGAAGCUGGCGUUGCUGUUGGAGGCCGUGGGGUCCUCUGUCUCUGCGAGGUUCUGGGCAUGUGCAGAUGGGGCUUAUGGAAUGUUGGGAAAGAGCUGCAGGAAGUGUUCUUCAGUGUCAAUAAAUAACAGCUAUCAUAGGGAGGGAAAUUCUUAAUAAUGACAGUCAGCUCUAGGUUGCCCUUUUUAGUGGAGAAGAAUAGUCAAUCUUCUAGACUGUUCUUUUCACUACCCCUCAACCACACGCUUACUUCCAGCGCAUAGGCCCAGGUUUGGUCCUGGCUCCCCCCUGGGAUCCUGGCUUGGUGGGGAGGAAUGAACAGGCUGCGAGGGGGUCUGGGGGAGAGGGCACCAGCAGGUGGGCGUGGGGAAUGGGGAGAGAUACUCUUCAGCUGGUCCAUGUCGUAGGAAUUGAGAGUUUGACUGUGAAUUAAUUUUAUGCCAUGAAAGACCAAGCCAAUUCUGUUUGACUAUGUAGCAUCUUAAAAGAAAAAAAAAAUUAAAAUAAAGCCCCAAAAUUAAGAGUUCUUUUGUCAUUUUGUCACAUUUGCUAUGUGGGGGGAAUUCUUGUUAUAUUAUCAUCAUCUUUAUUAUUUUGCCACUGGAAGGUUGAUUUUAAAAUGAGCCCAUAUUGGGCAGCACCUGUGGCUCGAAGGAGUAUGGCACUGGCCCCAUAAGCCGGAGGUGGCGGGUUCAAACCCAGGCCUAGCCAAAAAAAAAAACUGCAAAAAAAGAAAAAAAAAAAAGAGCUCAUAUACACAUAUGUAUUUAGUGAUUUAACUCUGUAUGUGUCUGUGUGUGUGUGUAUUUUUGGUUGGCUUCAGUUGAGAGUGAGAAAAAUAAAACAGCUGAAAAUCUAAGUACCUGGUCACCCUUGGCCUUCCACUGUGUUCGCCUUGGUAAAAUGCACCUACCGUCUGGGUCUGGGAACCCUGCCACAGAGACAGUGACAGCGGGGCUUGUAUGGCCCAGUGUGUGCAUGGGUGUGACAGGACAAGUUCAUCAAAAGGAAAACAGUUUGUGGAAGUCACAUACCUCAAGCCACACUGCUCCUGAGCUUGGCCUUGUCAACUGGGUCAGGGGCCUUGAGGCUGGUGAAGUGGAAGUCUGUGACGGUCUAAGUAACUUCCUCUCUUCUUGAGAAGUUGGCUGAAAAUCCCAUGUACUCGGUGGACCUGCUUCUCAUGCAAGCAGCGAUGGCUGUGAUUGUACUGAGCACGUGGACAGGGAGGCCACCCGAUUACACACUUGUCUCUAAUGUCCUUUCCAUGUGGCCCCGAGUACUUAGAAAGGGAGUGAAGAGAUGGAGCUCGGAGGCCCAUGCCUUCCACCACCGGGUUCUCUGCUAGUGGACUAACGUGCCGAUUAUAGGCGCUGCAGUUAUUAGUCUUUCCAUAGCUUGUGGUCCCUUGUGGUCCUGAGGAGAGUGGUUAGAGGCCAAGCAGCACCAUGGGGUCCACUACAGUCCUGUUACAUUAGAGCAGGGUCUGCUGUUUCUUGAAGGCUGUGGCUGUGUGUUCAGUACAACUCUAUUCACAAAACAGCUUGGGGAUUUGACCUGUGAGCCUAUGACAGUUCUUUCAAAGAGUGCCUGAGAAGCUACUCUGUUCUAGGUCUUUGAAGGUGAGUCAUUUAGAGUUUUGUGUACAUCUAAGAGAAGGUGCUUAGCUUCUUAGAGGAUAUAGACAUUUUGGUUGUAGCUAAAAUUCAAUGUUUAAAUCCAAUUGCUUCUUCCUUCUAACUAAUCCUCCGAAGGUGCUUUCCAUGCUAGAGAACUCCUCAGGGAGAGAAGUAAGAUAUUGGUGGGAAGGUUGGUUAUGCUCUAAUCAUCCUGAUCAUCAGAGAACGUGCUAGAAAAAAGAGAAUGUGUGUGAAGCAAGCACUGCUCCAUCAAGAGAGUGUGGAGACGCACAUAACAUUUGGGGUGACCUUUUCCAGAAGGGGAAGAAAUGAGAAGGCAAAGAGGAGGUGACUGUGAGGGCCUGAGGGGGUAAGAUUUGGGUAAUUGGAAAUAAACUGCCCCAGUAAGAGUGAGCCUGGUGGGCUGCAAGCAGGCUGCCCUGGCACCUGGUUCCAGGCUUCUGGCACCUUGGGAGGGCUGCCCUCGCUUUAGAAAUGCCCACCACAGUGCUCACAAAUACAGAAGAGGUAGAAGCAAUAACAGUCCCAGAAAUUUUUAUUGAUUCAAUUUUUAAAUUGAUAAUUUAAGCUUUUUUAGUAUGAUACAAAAUACCUCUUAAAGAUAGGAGGCCAUAUUAUUUGUCAGUGUGAGGAACUGGUUUUAAUUUUUUCUCCCUAGUUUGCAUGUUUUUUCUCUCUCGUCUUCUAAACUGCUGGCACCAGCAGUAAUAAAUACUGAUAAAAUCAAAAUUGAUUUUUACCAGUGGACAGUUUAUGCCUAGAGAGAAGGCUUAUACCUACAUAACACAGAAGGGGGGAAAAUGAAGAACCCCCAGCGAUCCGUGAAAACCUAAACGCUUUCAAACAAAUCCCAGGAAUAGAAUUGCUAUCGAAAGAUAUCAGUGCCCAGCUUGUAGGCUGUGUUGAGUCAGAUAUAACUCAAUGCAGAGAGAGCUCACAGCUAAAUAGCCUUUCAAAUUAAUUUGGAAACAAGCUGUGUGUGUGUGUAGCACAUGCACCAUAUGUUAAGUCACUCGACAGUUUUCAAAUGGUUCCUGUAUUUUUUGUGCACACAAAUCUUUGUAAACUCAGAAUUCAUGCCAAAAUACAAUGCUGUUUGUCAUUUUCAGUUCCUUACCUAAAGAACUUGCCCAUGUACACUUUUUUGGCUAUGGUUUGUGAAUUCCUGGUUUUAAGAAAAAUCUGUCAAGAGUUAGGGAUCUUGGGCUUCCAGGUCACUUGAACACCUGCUAACACUUCACUGCCAAGACCUCCUUAGUGGAGAGGCCGCUGCUUCCCCCUGCUGGAGGCGGCAGUUCACUGAAGGGCGUCAGCCGUGCCGUCCCCGCCUCUCCAAUUGAGCCUGGAGGAGGAAGGCAACUAAAGUAAAACUAUGGAAUUAAUCAAAAGUUACCACUCUGAGGAGGCCUGUCUUAAUUAAGCUUGGGGCCAUGUCUGCUGUUGCCGGGAAUGGGUGCUCUCAAAGGUGAACAGGAUAGAACUGUAUUUAGAGGGUCCCCAGAAAGCGUUAGAUGGAUGGCUCCAGUUCAGGAGCACAGACCACGGCAUGAGGCCGGCAAUCACUCUUUCCAGCAUAGAGGGCAGGCUCCACCACAGUCACGUGGCCCUGUGUGACUUGGGUCCCUCUGGGCUCCUGUGGCCUGAUUGGAUUUGGAGGGUGUCUCUCUCUCUCUCUUCCUCAGAUGGAGCUGCUGUAGAUGGGAGUCUCUUAGAAAGAAGGUGCAGUCCCAGGGCCAUGCUCUGCCUGCCAGCAAGGUCACUCAUUGAACUUAAUCCUCACAACAACUAUAACCUGGGGUUGAUGACUGUUUUUACACACAAGGAAAGGAAGUUAAACAGGCAACUUUUUAGAACAUCUCAUUUAGAACUAGAUCAAUCUUUGGGGAGGCUGGCACCACUAAGGCUGUUUCCACUGUGAAACCUCUCAAGGGAGCUGGGUGAAUGGACCCUGACUGCCCCCAGUCCUUCUGCCCAUCUGUGCCCCUGUUGUGUCUGCCUCGGCCAUGCUGACUUAUUUUUAAGCUAAUGUGGGUAGACUCAGGGCUGUAGUGCAGACACUUGUGCUCUUGCAUUUGGAAACUGAACGCUUUCCAGAUAGUAAAGAAAUGCAUAUUUUCCAUUUUCUCAUUGCCUGAAGAUCUCUGCCCAAGCCCGAUGCUCCUGGGGAAUGAAUUUGGGGGCUUUAGAAAGAAAAUUACCAGUCUGUCUUAGUGAGAUGAUGAUGGCGAUGCUUUAUAUGGAGGCUUUCCAUAACUUGUAAAUUAAAUGUGAUCGAGGGCAGUUCAUUAAAAUCAGCAUUAGAGAAGUGGCCUGCCGAGGUUUCAAACACUGAGCUGCUGGUGUUUCGGGCCUCUCCCUGAAUUAGCAAUAUUUGUCUCCAGGAGAUCAGCGGAAGGAGCAAGUAAUAAAGACCCUGAUGAAGAGCGCUGGCUGAAAGGCAGGCUCUCCGGAGGCUGUGGGCGUGGAGCAGCAGCGAGCCUCACAGACCUUCCUCUAGCCUCCGAGUCCCAUUAGCUGCGUACUCAGCUCACGAGGCCCAGCCACUGAGAACAUUAGUUGGGGUGCACAAGGUCACCCACCUCUGGGCUGAGGGACCCAGACCUCCCUGUGUGUUUUUAGCUUUAUCCACAGCACUUAACAAUAGAGUUUUCUUUUUCAUUUAUUUUCAUUACAGAGAGAUUUUGAAAAAUUUCAAAGACACAAACUCACAUAAACAGUUAUGUGUAAGAAACCAGUGGAGGUGGUUGGGAGCUUGUCAGAAAUGGAAAUAAUUGCUUUAGGAUUUUUUUCCUUAAUGGAAUUAAUUCAUUAGAAAAUGUCUGCAUCAAAUCUGUAAAAAAAGGAAGAAAAAUCUACGACAAAAAUACAGCUAUUAUCUAACUUGCCAUAAAUAUUUGCUAUUAUGAUACCUUGGAAUGUUGCCAUGAUAUGGAUUGCUUUGAUUAAAAGAUGUCAGUUGAAUACAACAGGACUGCGGGAGAAUCGUUUUCUGCUGCUAGAUAAAUGCUGAUGUUUAUUUUUAAACCAGGAAACAUUGAUCCUGUAACAAUGCCCUAUUACAACUGCUUUAUUACACCACGGAGCUGAUGUAGAUUUAAUCAUUUGGCUAAUGGAUGUGGGUGCAGGACGAUGCCCGGCUCCAUGCAGCCCUACAGCUUGCAUUUUGAUGAGCCCUGCCAUCUUCUCCAGUGGAAUGGAGGCUGGGAGUUUCAUUUCCCUGACACCCAAAGCCAGGUCUGGCCAAGACAAAACAGGCUACCUUUUAUUUUUUGUUGCCUUUCACAAAGCACCAAUUAAGGGAGACAAAUCAGGUAUGUUAACACAAUUUCAUUAAGGUUUAAUGCUAACAAGAAUGCAGAGCUUUUUAGAUUUAAGAAGACAAUAAAUCAGUGUGAACGUGUCACACAUCAACUUGCUGGGUUUCCAUGUGAUAGAAAAAAGGCCUGGUUCUUAAGAACUGGCCACCUGCAUUCCUAUCUUUCUUUUGUGUUUUAGAAGUAAACUGAAUUCAGCUGUUAAUCCUUUAGUGCUGCAUUUAUUAAUUUUUUCCCCCAGUGAAUCUUCCACAUGGAUUCAAAGGUCAGAAUUUAUUGUCUAUAACACUGAGACCGCGUGUACAAGAACUGCUUUUUGCUUUUUAUCAUUUCCUCACUCAUUUAGCAGACAUUUAGUUACCUGUUACAUACUGUGCGAGGUGCCAGAAAAGUAAUCAAUGGAAGUGAUUUUGUUUUUGUAUUUUUCAUUCGUAGGUGGCCUAAGUAAGGUGACUCCAGCUUAUCCGCAGAGAGAAUGCAAACAUGUAUUCGAUUCUCAUUUCUGUUGCUGGCAUUUACUUUUGAAAGACAAUUUCUAAACAGCUGUCAUUUGGAACUUCCUAUAAGAAACCUAAAAUGAUCUAUUUAAAUGUUCCCUUCACCUCCUUUCUCCUUUCUGAGGAAGGAAGUGGAUUCAGUGAUGCACGCCGUGAUGUGGGUGUUUAUUCUGUCUCCAGUGUAUGUUAACAUUUUGGGAUUAUGUAUUUUAAUUUUCAUAAUUUUUUCUUCAUAUAUUUUAAUUUGCAUUUCCUGUUUUGAUGUGGAAGUCAUUUAAAAAGUUGAUUCAGGAAAGGACUCUACCGUUGCACAUUUUGGUUAUCUGAUAUGUAAUAAAUUCACGGUUUGACAGCUGACCUUAUGUUUCCUGGAGGGAAGGAGAUGUAUUUCUGCAGAGUCCAGGUCAAAAGAGCCAUUCACAGCAUGUUCUCACAUGUUCCAUAUCAGCCUGAUGAAACUUGCCCUGCCAAGGCAUAAACUUUUGUACUAGCUGUCUCCAUAUUAUGUUCAAUAAAUUCUGUGCUCUGAAUA
Molecule: messenger RNA, 7842 nt
Organism: Nycticebus coucang (slow loris)
Lineage: Eukaryota; Metazoa; Chordata; Mammalia; Primates; Lorisidae
Gene: VAPB
Product: VAMP associated protein B and C
Exons: 6
Coding region: 336-1067 (243 amino acids)
Biological process (GO): endoplasmic reticulum membrane organization
Cellular component (GO): plasma membrane; endoplasmic reticulum membrane
Molecular function (GO): FFAT motif binding
Source: RefSeq, a predicted model, not a curated record